Molecule: messenger RNA, 1529 nt
Organism: Porites evermanni
Lineage: Eukaryota; Metazoa; Cnidaria; Anthozoa; Scleractinia; Poritidae
Source: the annotation of a GenBank genome assembly
UGUCCUCCCUAGUGCCACGGGGGAUAUGACUUGAAUAGUGCGACUAGCCUGAUAUUAAAGGACGACACUGGGACUUUUAAAAGAGUGAGUCCUCAUUAAAUAAGGUUAUUGCCAUCAGGAAACAGGCUGAUACCUGAUCAGUUGUAUUUGUGGCAAGCCAUGCCAGUAGGCUUUUUUGUUUUGAACUAGGCUUUAUGUCUGAAAUCAUAAAUAAGUGAUAAUCGGCAUCAACUGUGUACACAUUAUAGAGAGCAUUAUUACUAAGCACCAUGCUUGCUUGCUUGCUUUCUUGCUUUCUUGCUUUCUUUCUUUCUUUCUUUCUUUCUUUCUUUCUUUCUUUCUUUCUUUCUUUCUUUCUUUCUUUCUUUCUUUCUUUCUUUCUUUCUUUCUUUCUUACAUUUAAAUGCAACUCUGACCCCUAUUCAAUCACUAUUCUUUUGCAAAACUGCAUUAUUGAGUGCGGGGGGAUGAAGAGUCGUGGACGUUGACAUUUCCAGUAGAAAUCUAUCCAAGGGAAUGAGCCGUAUUUUCAAAUAAUAACGUGUAGUUUUUCUUUCUCAUAACGUGAUCAAGAGGCGUACCAUACCCCACGCUGACUAACUCAGAGUUGUAUCGACUGCUUGGCACUGGUUAUCGCAUGGAAAGGCCUGACAUGUGCUCGCAUGAUGUGUACGUUUCUUGAUCAGAAUGGUCUUAAAGUUUACAAAUAGAUUCGAAUUUCCGUGCGUCUUUUUAGUUAUAAAUUAUAGCAGUGAACGUUGAAGAAGACAAGUCGGUUGGCGAUUUUGACGUUUUCUUCGAUCAAAUUGAUUACUGAACAGACGGACGGCAAAAUCUUAGCUAAAAUAUUGUUUUCAUACAGUAGUAUGAUAGUGUUAAGACUUCAACAGAGAUCGACAGCAAGGAUUUUUUCUCCAUGUUCGAUAUUUCCUUAUGGUAAAUGAUUAAAACUAGGUAUUCUUUCUCUUACCUGGUAACAGCUUUGUCAGCAAAAUGUGGCGAUGUUGGCUAAUUCUUUCAACUUGGAAAACUUUAAACAACAUUUCCAGCAGACCAUUCCAAAACCAUCCGCCACAAGAGGGUCCCGUCGCUGUCGUGUUUUCUCUCGCGUGCCGCUCGCGCGUGUAUUUUUCACGAGAUCGCCCCAAGUGGAGAGCUCGCUCGCAGGCUAGGCAAGAAACCGACAAGUCUAAUGAUCCGGCGUGAGUGGCUCCCAGCUGGUCUAAAGGAAAAACUAUUCUACUAAAUUGGGGUGUCUUACGUCAAAUAGAAACGGUUUCAAUGUAUGUAAUAAUGGAAUGGAACUCUGACUAACUCAAAAUGUUGUUGUUGUUGUUUUUUCUAUUCAUAACAGAUAUGAGCUGAUGACUGACUGUUGGAAGGAGGAACCUCGCUCUCGUCCCAGUUUCUUUCAGCUGAUCGAAAAACUGGAGGUGAUGAUGCAGAGGGAUGCACCAUACUUGGAUUUAAACAAACAUAAUGAAGAUCAUCCGUAUUACAACGUGCCACCUGAAGCUAGUGGUGAUUAA